Messenger RNA from Geodia barretti, 855 nucleotides. NCBI's taxonomy places the organism in Eukaryota, Metazoa, Porifera, Demospongiae, Tetractinellida, Geodiidae. The record is from the annotation of a GenBank genome assembly.
AUGGGAAAGAGCUGGGCAUGCAGCGAGGGAUAUCGCAAGGCAUCAGGCACCCUGCUGCUCUUUACCGAUGCCGACACAAAGCACUCCAGCAACGCAAUCUCGCUUGCAGUCGCGCACCUUCUGUCUGCCGGACUAGAUGCGCUGACGGCCGGUCCGCGGAUACUGUGCUUUGACUUCUGGACUAGGAUUGUCCUGCCAGUGAUCUCCACGUUUCUUCACACCCAAUUCUCCGCACUACGGGCAAACGAUCCAUCCAAUAAGUUUGGGUACUUUUUUGGCAGCUUCUUCAUCAUAAAGAGAGAGACAUACGAUGCGGUGGGAACGCACGAGGCGGUAAGGCAUGAGAUCAUUGAGGAUGGCGCGCUGGGAGCGAUGGUGAAGCAAUCCGGGCACAAGAUGAAAGUGGUGCGGGGAGAUCACCUCAUCGACGCGGUGUGGGCCCGCGACGCAUCUACCUUGUGGAAUGCCAUAAAGCGCACGAUGGUUCCAGUGUACCGGCAGAGCAGAUCUGCCGCGAUGGGCAUCACCGCAGCCACGACGUUUCUGUUCUUUAUGCCGCUUCUGCUUCUGGCAUACUCUGCACUGCAUACAGCAUCAGGAUAUGCCGGCGUGGACUCUAGCAUCCUGCUGUGGGCCUCGCUGGCUGCAUUGCUUCUCGUAUAUACAGUCGGCAUUAUCGAGUGCCGAGCCAUGCAGGUCGGGAUCCGGUACGCAGUCCUGAUACCCCUUGGAGGCCUCGUAAUGACGCUGGGUUUUCUGAGCGGCCUGAUUCACGCAAAGAGCGACACCGCAGUAUCAUGGAGAAACAGGGACUACGCGAUGAAGGAUCGCUUCAGAAGCCCGGCGGCCACGUAG